Molecule: messenger RNA, 4378 nt
Organism: Nematostella vectensis (starlet sea anemone)
Lineage: Eukaryota; Metazoa; Cnidaria; Anthozoa; Actiniaria; Edwardsiidae
Exons: 15
Coding region: 669-4082 (1137 amino acids)
Source: RefSeq, a predicted model, not a curated record
AGAGGAAACCGGUUCGAUUUUUAUUUUCUACCGAUCCAGCCACGGGACUCGGAAAUAACAAAGGGACGUAUAAAGGUCAGAAAAAAUCUAAAGAAAAGAGGCUGAACCCCGAGUUUGACGUCUCUGGCGAAGAAUCUAUUCUCCAUGGCUGCAAGCACUCAAACAAUCCUUGAAUGGCACCAAUACGUGCAUGCUCUGAAGCACUUAAAGCUGGCAGGGUCAGUGGACUCAACAUGAUCGCGUAAAUGAAUUGACGAUUAUGAUCAAAUAGCAAAUGCGCUUGAAUUGACUCAUAACAUCAAGCCGGUCAUGUGCGCAGAAAUGUAAUUCGGUAAGUGUCUGCGCAUGCAUGAGUAACGAGCUAGCAAAAUGGCGGAUGCCUCCUAUUACCUCAGAGCAGUUUUGUCCCAAGGAGCUGGGAGCUCCUCAGUUCCAUUCCUCAGUUUCAAAGUUGGACACCCCAAUCAAUUUGAAAGUUGAAUUUGCCAUUUUAAUUAUUCUUUUUCGAUUCCCUGAUGUAAUCACUUGCAUAAGGGACUGACACAGCAACAUGAUUUUAUCAUUGUUAUCAGUAUGUGUCAAUGUUAAUAAUGUCAAUGACAUUGUUAUCAGUAUGUGUCAAUGGUGCUGAAAAUCUACUGUAACAUUUAUAAGCUUACUUUAUAUUUAUGAUAAAUCAAUAUAAUCUUACAGAGACUGAAGAGACAGCAGAACACUGCAUUCCAAAUGAUGGAGAAAAUGCAGAUUUGUCAGAUGAUUUUACGGAUAUUUUAAGCCGAGCAAGAGAACUGCUGAGAAACUGGGAGGGACAGAGCAGGCACAGGCCUUCCUGGAGCGAAAGAUCCAUCACACUACAAGAAAGCUGGGAAUCUCUGCGUUCUCAGCUAUUCAAUGCUAAACUAGAGUCGUUUGCAGUAAUGCCCAGCCAAACAUGCAUGCUUUGUAUUAAUAAAAUGCCAAGUAUACAGUGCUCAGACUGUGGACCAAGAACUGCUUUGUGUUCUGAGUGUGAUAUAUCUGUACAUAAAAGCAGUCCAUUCCAUGACAGACAGGCACUGGUGAAGGGCCAUUAUGUUCCAAUAGUGCCCUGCUUAUCAUGGUGUACUACCUCAGAGACCUGGAAAAAUGAGAGUAAAAGUAUCCCUACUAAAGAUGAGGUCUAUUGCCCUGAGUGCAACCACAAAUGCUGCAUAGCUGGAUUCCUUGAAUCACAUAUAUUUGUUGUGACUAUGAAAGGGCGGUUUGAUCUGAAUAACCUGAGAUACGUUUGUACCAGUUGUGAUAAGACAUGGGGGGGUAACCACCCCAUUAUUCUUGUGCAGCUCGGCUUCUGGCCAGGGAGCAUAACUGGUGCAUGUUACGCCUUUGAUGAUAGCCUCUUUGUCUACUGGGACAUGCUGCAGAAGCAGGUGCCAGGCAUCUCAGAAAGGGCCUUUCUCAAAUCUCUUGAGGAGUUCUCCAAGUGUAGAGGGCGAGUUGGCACAGUCAAUCCACAGACAUUCCGGACAGCAUUUCGUGAAUGGAAAUAUUGCCAGUUUGAGAUAGAUAAAAUCCGCCAACUUGACUGGAUGACCUGCCCAGCCUGUGACGACCUGCCACAUUCCAUGCACGUUGAUGGUAACAUGAAGCUUUACCGGUUCGCAUCUGCAGGAAAACGUAAAGCAGACAGUUACUACGGUGAAGCCUUCAUUGCCAAUAACGUAAAGGUCGAUGCACACUUGCAAAAUGUGUACCAGUGCCCCACGAAGAAGAGUGACAGUUCUAAUGGCAUGUGUGGCGAAAGCAACUGGCGUGCUGCAGGAAAUGUGGCAAAGAAGAGGAAAAACCUUUCUGAAACAGGUCUCGAAAUCGCCGGAUGUAGACAUGCCCUUGCCCAUAAUGCAGUGAACAUGUUUCACGGGGAGAUUUAUGGGUACGCGCACUAUCUCCAGACAACAUACUUUCUGCCAAAGGAAGUCGAAUUUUUUUGGUAUGACGUAGUUUGUCAGUACUGGCCCUGGCUGCGGAUGCAUGAUCCAGACACAGCGUCAAAAAUGAAGCCCGCCUUAUCAGUGAUGCACGCCAAGGCACAUUCCUGGAACUGUCAGCCGCAGUGGGGAGGGCGAUGGCAGGAGGGUGCUGCCGCAACAACAGGCGAAGAGGUCGAACUGAUAAACAGCCACUUUUCUCGACUUGGGUCGUCCACUAAACAUAUGCUUCCAGAGGGUCGGGAAGAGCUCCUUACAGAGCAUGCACAAAAGUGGAAUCAGAGGAAGAUAGAAUCCCUCCCACGUUCAUUGGCUCAGCGUUACAGCAAGGUAAUAUACUCUUCUUUUAGGCCACGUUGGAAGUCAUAUCAAGUGACAACAACGGAAAUGUUGUUGCUGUAUUCUUUGCUUUCAAAUGCUCAACAGGCAGAGAAACGUUUAGAAGGUCUGACUCAAGAGAUAAGCGAGAAGCUUGCGGGCGUAGAUGCUUCCUUUGAAGAGUGGAAGGCCGAAGUGAUUGCAGUUGCACGAGCUGAAGAGAAGUCUGCCUCUACUAUUUACAAGACCUCUCCUGAAGAGGACAUGCUCCUGGGCCACAUCCAAAGUCUUGGUGAACGUGCGUCACCAACUCACAGACAGCUGUUGAAAGUGUUCGACAUUGCUAGCAAGAGAAAGAAGGAGCUGGUAGCCCCAUGUUCGCUGUCAUUCGAUGUUGAUGGCACCGAAACCCGGCUCAAGGGCAAAACUCUUGCCUAUCUCAAACAGAGGAUAGUUGCUGCCCACUACGCUAUCUCCCAGGCGGCCUACAACAUGUCGAAGAUGACAGAUAGUGGCAAGCAAAGAAGUAAACUGCGCAAAAAAAUAUCGCAAACAAAAACAGAGGCAGCUGUCCUGGUAGAUGCUUGGGAGAAGCUUGACGGCAGGAAGAUAUCCAUGAGCCAAAUGGAGGUCGGCCAAUUUCCGUGGUGCGAUAGGCAUGAGGAUGAUUCAGCAAUUCCAGUGCGUACCAAGCGUCUUCUGGUAGACUUAGAGAUGGAGAGGCGGCGGUAUACCGAGGAAAGACAGGUGGUGAAAAGGGAGAUGCGCUCCUUUUUGCUUUACUACUGCAGAAACUUGUUACCGUCGUUGGAGCUGCAAAAAGAAAAACUUGAAGACUUUCUUGCAGGUGACACAGGCAACCAGGUUUUGCCGAUAGAUAUCACAACUGAGCCCCCACAACAGAGACGACGUUACGAAUCCAACUCCCUCAGAGAGGGUGUCCUCAGGGGAAAGCUGGCCCUGGUUCAACAAGGGAUCGAAUUUGCGAUGCGGCAAAUUUCGUCAGGCUUUUCUUCCUUUGCCCCUGUACUAAAUGAAGACUUGGAGGAGUUCCGUGACACUCUGCAGACGCCUGAUGAAGAAGAAAACGAGGAGGAAGAAGAUGACGAAGAGGAGUCUGAUGAGAGUAGCGAUGACGAAGGAGACGACGCAAUUCCGUCUACAGCCAUACAGUCUAAAGACUUAGGCCAAGGCGUCCACGCCUGGUGUUUCCCUGAAACAAUAAGUCAAGGAACAUUCAACGGUAGAAACGGAAGCAGUGCAUGCAGCGUAAUUGCCUUGGUAAUUGGCCAUAUUUUCUGGAGCAAAUCUCUUUUGCUCCCGCGUCCGUCCGCUUUGCUCCCAGAAAGUAACGUUGCUGCAAUGUGCGUAGGUAUCGAGCAGGGAAACAGGAUUUAUGACCUGCAAAGGAGCAGCCUUCCCACGCGGUACCUCUCCAUAGAGGAAGCCGCAGGCUAUCUCGCACCAUGGUUUGACUGCUCCAUUCGUGAGACCUUACCCGUCCGCCUAGAAGAUCCGCACGAGGAAACAACAAUCGUAUAUCAGUUACAAAAUGCCGUUCCUCCUGUGGGGUCUUUCAAUCUAGCUUGCCUUACGAUAAGUUGUAGGUCUGCACUUUUCGUGAUCAGCGGCACUCAAAUUGCUUACUUUGAUAGUCACUCGCAUAUGGCUAAUCACGGCGCGCUAGUACUGUUAUGUGCAACAGAAAACAUGCGUACGUUUUGCGAGGCGUUAUGGCGUUACGAGGGCUUUAACAAACCCACAUAUGGUAACUUAUCUAUGGUAGAAUUCCAUUAAAUUUGUAGCCGGGGUCACCUGCUGAAUAGACAAAUUGUUAGUCGUCCCUAACUUUUACUCGCUAACAUAUGCGCACACGCAAAUCUUCAGAGGAACAUAGGGAUGUGUGUCCUAUCGCGAUACAGAACGAGGACUCUUUACUUCGGGAUAUCAUUUCUGUCCCAACGCAACGUUAGGUAAAAGUGAUUGUAUAGGCAUGUAACUGUAACUGUAAAGUAGCACAUUUAUAUUAAUCCGGCGAGGCUGGGAUUAUCAAACAGAGAGAACUUAUAAUUAAAAGUAGUGAACAAAUCAAA